Molecule: messenger RNA, 363 nt
Organism: Glarea lozoyensis ATCC 20868
Lineage: Eukaryota; Fungi; Ascomycota; Leotiomycetes; Helotiales; Helotiaceae
Product: Zinc beta-ribbon
Exons: 2
Coding region: 1-363 (120 amino acids)
Biological process (GO): maintenance of transcriptional fidelity during transcription elongation by RNA polymerase II; transcription initiation at RNA polymerase II promoter; transcription-coupled nucleotide-excision repair
Cellular component (GO): RNA polymerase II, core complex
Molecular function (GO): DNA-directed RNA polymerase activity
Source: RefSeq, a predicted model, not a curated record
AUGGCAUCCCCAGCACCAAGCUCCGACGAGGAGAAGAAGAUGGAGCAGAUCACCUUUCGAUUCUGUAGCGAAUGCUCGAAUAUGUUGUACCCAAAAGAAGACCCUCAAACACAUCAACUCAACUUUGCAUGCCGAACCUGCCAGUACUCCGAGCUAGCAACAUCAUCCUGUGUCUUCCGUAACGUCCUCAAUAACGCGGUCGGAGAGACCGCUGGUGUCACUCAAGAUGUUGGAUCAGAUCCCACUGUGGGUUUACCUCUCUGUUUACUAUGUGGUAAUAUUAUCAUUUGUGAGGGUCGGUUGCAGAAGGAGAAGAGUGGCGCAGUGAAUGAUUCGCACAAGAAGGAGAACGUCUCAGUAUAA